AUGUGCUACGGAAACUACUUUGGUGGCCUGGGCUACGGCUCUGGCGUCCUGGGCUACGGCUCUGGCGUCCUGGGCUAUGGCUAUGGUGGCCUGGGUUAUGGCUAUGGUGGCCUGGGCUAUGGCUAUGGUGGACUAGGUGGACUAGGCUAUGGAGGCUAUGGCUGUGGCUGUGGCUCUCGAUAUGCAUACAGCACCUAUCGUCCAUGCUGCUAUGGAAGAUUUUCUGGUUUCUAUUAA
Messenger RNA from Alexandromys fortis (reed vole), 237 nucleotides. Its product is annotated as keratin-associated protein 6-3-like. The record is from RefSeq and is a predicted model, not a curated record. NCBI's taxonomy places the organism in Eukaryota, Metazoa, Chordata, Mammalia, Rodentia, Cricetidae. The transcript has a single exon. The coding region runs from base 1 to 237 and encodes 78 amino acids.